Messenger RNA from Heterostelium album PN500, 4506 nucleotides. RefSeq names its product DENN domain-containing protein. The record is from RefSeq and is a predicted model, not a curated record. Bases 1 to 4506 code for a protein of 1501 amino acids. The transcript has 10 exons. NCBI's taxonomy places the organism in Eukaryota, Evosea, Eumycetozoa, Acytosteliales, Acytosteliaceae.
AUGAUUGAAUCAGUUGAAGAUAAUAAAAUAAAUGGUCAUAGUAAUAAUAAUAUUAAAAUAGUUGUUGAACAAGAACAACAACAACAAGAAGUACCAAAGCUAAUAGUAGAAACACCGAAUCACAACAAUGUAAAAUUACAUCCAAAUGAAUCUUUGAACAUCGCAAAUUUGGAGACUCAACAAGAAAAGUUACAAAAUAUUGAAAAUCACAAAAAUGAUAAUGCUAUUAGUGAACAGAGUAAUAAUAAUGAAAUUAUAGAUUCAAACAAUGAUGAUCUAAAUACUUCAGCAAAGAAUAUAGAUACAACUAAAUCAUUUACUCUAGGUGGUAAUAGCAAAGCAUAUAGAGAUGGUAAUCUAAUUGAACAUUUCAUAGUGGUUGGUUUAUCUGCUGAUUCACCUAUUGGUCCAAACGAUAAGGUUUCACACGAUGCCAAAAUAUUAUAUUCAUAUCCACCUGAAAGAGUUUGUGAUGAACAGGUAAUUGGAUUUUGUUUUCCAGAUGGUAUUAAACUGUUGCAGGUAUCUAGGAGAAGUUCAUUGACAGAGAUUCAUGCAGUGUUGUUCAAGUCGUUAUCACAGUUGGAGGGAUCCGAUACGAGUUUUAUGUUUUUGAUUACGGGUGGUGAGCAUCUUUUAUAUGUCGCUUGUGUUCUCAAUACGGAGCCAAUCGACCAGCUGCCUUGUUUCUUUAAUCACGACGGCAUUCCACCGGUAUCUAGCAAAUCUUCAUCGCCACCACUCGACCCAAGAAAACAAUACGCACAAUCCAACAACAUCUGUAUAUUCGCACCACGUUGCUACUGUGUCAUCUCUCGAUUCCCUUUCUUUAAAGCACACUUUGACUUUAUCUAUUCGAUUCUCGGAAAGGAGCGACUCAAUCGUAUCAAUUCGAUUCUCGAGAAGCCACCGGUUGCCAUCAACCACAACAAGUCGCUGACAAUGUCGUCGGCCAACGACCUAAAUCGACUGGCAGCAUCGCAUAGCAAUGCCAAUGGUAAUGGCCUGGCUAUGAACGGUGGUGGUGGUGGCGGUGGUGGUGGUCCGCUCACCAAGAGUUUGAUGCGCAAGCCGCUGCCUCCACUGCCAGCACAUGUCUCACAAACAAACACACUCAACCUCUCUGGUAACUCACCGUACAUGGUGUCGCCAAGCGAUUCUCCACUCUUUGGAUCGGAGACGACUUCUCUUAUAUCGAAGCAUUCCAGUAGUAAUAAUUUGUCGGCCAGCAGCAGCUAUAACAACAACAGCAACAACUUACAUAUCAACGGCGACAAUAGUAAGUUGUCAAAGUCCGUAGGACAUAGCAGAUCUCAUUCCACACCCAUUUCAAAUUUAGCAAACAUUCAAAAGAUUCGUCAACAGCAACUGCAGCAACAGCAUCAACAUCAACUACCGACAUCGGCCAAUGGCUUCUAUCAACCCUCGUCAUCGCAGUCGCCUGGAACCAUCACAGAUGAAGCGCUCUCUGCCAUUCAGGAAUCACUCAGCAUAUCGAAUGAUGACUACGAUGAUCUCGAUCAGAUGACCGACUUUACAUCCUCGUCUAAUAGCGUAGACUUUUCAGCGGAUUCAUCACCGACCACUGCCAACCUGCAGUUUGACGACUUGACCAAUUCAAGCUCAACACCAACAGCAACCACCCUCAACGUUCAGAAGCUGGCAAAUGGCGAGCUCAACAGCACAAACACUCCUAUCAUCACCAAAGUAGACGCAAUUAAACAGAAAGUAAACUUUAUCGAUAGCACACUCGAUGGCGGUAACAUACAGUUUGGCAACAGAGUAAGAACCACACUGAACACUGCCACCACUGACUUUACCAUCUCGGCAGACUCACCAAUCUCUGUUAGCCCGGUGCCACCCACUGCAAUAUCCAAUCAUUCACCAACUGACCGACAAGACAAAUUGCAGCAAUCAACAACAGCCGCUGGCGGCGAAGACGGUGACAACACAUCUAAUAAUGUAUCGCCAAAGAUCAAACCACUUCCAAAAGUACCGACACAACAGCCAGUCAGUGUCACACCAAUCUCACCCACAAUGAUAUCCGAGCCAAUUUCGCCAAUCCUCACACCCACAAUCACCAACAUCAACAGCAACACAAAACCAUUGGCUUUGGAGGAGAUUGAAAUCAUCAAGUACUACUGUGGCUUGAGAGUACCUCGCGAAGAUAAGAAACUCGAGGUACAUCCACCAGGCGAGCAAAACACACUCACAUACGAAGCUGGCGAUGACAACUAUCAAAUUGAAAAUUGGUGUCUAGGUGGACUAAUGAGAACACUCUCCUUAAAGACAAUCAUGAUGACACUCACCUGUAUACUUUUAGAGAAAUUCAUUAUUGUCACUUCAAGAAAUAUAGGUUUAAUUUCAAAUACGAUAUUUUCAUUUAUACCACUUUUGAAACCAUAUGUUUAUCAAGGCGCAUUUAUACCAAUUUUACCACAAUCUACAUUAGAUGUUCUUCACUGUCCAAUACCAUAUGUAAUUGGAAUAACUAAAGUACCUACAGAUAUGCCAGAGAUCAUCGAUAACUGUUAUAUAUUGGAUGUUGAUGAGAAUCGAUUAAUAAUAGGAAAGAAAUGUCAAAACCUACCACGCUUACCACUUGAAGAGCGAUUGGAAUUCUCACUUAGACAGUUCCACAAUCAACUUUGGAAAGACACUGGUAGAAAAUACUCUCUAGACUAUCCAUUCAAAAUAAUUCAAAACGAUUUCAAAUAUAUUCACAAGUUUUCGAAUGAAUUAACUGUAACUAUCAACAUCAUCAUCAUCAAUUUCAUCAAAUCUUAUUCUAAAAUACUAAUUUCGAUUCAUCUACAGCUUUAUCACCGAUUUAUUAUUGAUAGUAUCGCUUUUUAUAUCGAUUGGAAUCCAAACUUUGAUUUUGGUAACAAAGAAAUGAAAGAAAAGCUAUUAAAGAUAAUUUCACCAACUCAUUAUCAAUUUAUAGACCAAUUUUUAAAUUCUCAACUUUUCACAUCACAUACAGAAUUAUUAUUUGGAAUUAAAAAUAGUAUAUUUGGUUUGGUUUGCAAAGGUAAAAAACUAGCCAACCUGAUUCUAACAGGUAAAAUGCCAACAGGAGUGGUGUUCAUUCUGCAGAAUCAGUUCAACAAAUUAUCUUUUGAAAAACAACAACAAAAAUCAACAACUACUACAACAAAUAGUAAAAUGAGUCUAUCACCACAUAGUACUCAUACAACAACAAAUUCCAAUUCAAUUCCUUUUAUGGCUGUUUUUGACCAAAAUUUAAAUGUUGUUAGUCAUUUGAACAAUAAUAAUAAUAAUAUGAAUAAUGGACAACUCCAUUUGUCAUCAUCGUCUACAUCCAGUUCUUCUUCUUCACCCUCAUUAGAUGAUAGUCAGAGUCUGAACCAACACCAGCACAAUAUUUUGACAAAUAAUAAUAUAAUUGAUAAUUCAACAACCACUAUAAAUAAUAAUAAUCAUUUGAAUAGAACAUUACAAAACCAAUCGGCUUUAAAGAGUAAAACAUCAUGUGAAGAAUUGAAUAAAUUCCAUAGACCAUGUCAACGAAGAGGGAGAUGUCCCUUCCAUCAAAAUGCCAAAGGAGAAUCGAAAAACAACCAUUCUGUUCCUUUAUCAUCGAGUGACACCACUAUUCCAAUAACAAAAACCAACAAAUCAAAAACUCAACAACAUCCACCAACCAGUCCAAUCAAAUCGACAAGACCCAAUGUAAAUAAUACAUAUCAUCCAUAUCAGAAUUUUGUAAAUCACCAUCACCCCAACUCUACACUUAGCAGUAGUCUCUGUGAAAUCCCAACCAAUAUGCCUAUGAACUACAGUAGCGACAAUGAGGUAAAUAUCAAAAACCACAAAUACUUUCUUAAAGCGAAUGAAGUUGCUUAUAGGAUUUCUGAAGGAAAAAACAAGUGUCACGGAAUGGAAAAUAAUGGAUUCCCAGAUCUCCAUGCCUCAACAACAACAAUGGAGAAUUAUCAACCACAAUCUACAUUAUCAUUUCAACAACAUCAACAACAAUAUUUAAUACCUCCGCAGUUUGUGAAUCAAUAUUAUCCAUUCUUUCACCAUCAACAGCAACAACAACAGCAGCAACUUCAACAACAACAACAAAAUAUACUUGCCACUCAUCCAUUCUAUCAACAUCAACAAACAACUACUGUCAAUAAUACCAAUAUUAUAGCAAAUCAUCAUCAUCAAUUUCUUCAAGGUUCCCAGUCGGUGUCCAAUGGUGAUUUACAUUUUCAUAUGCCUCCAUACCUGAACAAUAUGAGUAAUGGAAAUAGUAGUAACACCAGUACCAACAACAACAACAUCAACAACCACACCAACAACAACAACAACUCUCAAAGUGAUCACCCUAAUGAACACUCAUUCAACUCUCCCAACAGUGAUCAUCAAUACAACAAUGAUAACAACAACAACAAUAAUAGCCAAAAUAAUAAUAGCAACAACAACAAUCUUGAAGGAUUAGAAACAUCAAACGAAGAUAUUAAUGAUUUAUUAAAUAAUAAUAGUCAAUAA